AUGAGUGAAAGAUAUCCGAGUGGAGCAAAAAAGAGGAAAUUGAAAAAAGAUCGUGAAGCAUCGAAUGAAAAGGUUUUGAAGUCAAUCCUACAGCUAUCAACCUUUGGGUUUAAACCUGAAGCAAGAGAUGCCCAAAGAGAAUCGAAUUCCAAUCAAUCUAGUGAGAAAUUAGACAAAGACGAUACUAGCCUAGGUUUUGACAAUGAUACGUCGGAUAAUUCUGUUAAUGAGGCCGUAGUUGAUCCAGAUGAGACGCAUGGUGGAAAUGGAAAUGCCGAUUCCAGAGAAGGCACUAGUGUAAAUGAAAAUGAAGUGGACAACGAGCAAGGCUUGCAAUCAGUAUCAGAAUUCGAAACCGAUCCAUCUUGCUGGACUUUCAUUUCCUUGGAAAUGAAACGUUACUGGGCAGUACAUGGACCAAAACAAUGCCAAAACAGAGAUGUAUCAUUUUUCAAGUCAAGUCGACAAUACAAAGUGAAUGAUAACAAAAUGAAAACAAGGUGCUUCAGUGCUUCUUUGCUGAAGAGAAAGUUAUCAAAUGCUGAAGAGAUUGACCGAGAUUGGCUUGUGUAUUCCCCAAGUUCGGGCAAAGUGUUCUGCUUUUAUUGUAAACUGUUUGGAGGGUCUAACACAACAGCUUUAGCAAGCUCUGGAUUUGAUGAUUGGAAGCAUCCUGAAUCAAUUUCCCAACACGAGAGGUCAGAUGCGCAUUUCGAAAACGUGAAGUUAUGUACAGCAUUUGCAAAUGGAGAAGGGUGGUUAAUUGAAUCACAACAUAUCAAACUUCUUCAACAAGAAGAAGAACGUUGGAAAGGUGUUAUUAUUAGAGUCAUUGAGGCUGUUAGAUUUCUAGCUGAACGAGGAUUAGCAUUUCGUGGAGAUUCGCAUGUUAUUGGAAAUCCAAAAAACGGAAACUUUCUUGGUAUUAUUGAAUUACCGUCCAAAUUUGACCCAUUUUUAGCCGACCAUCUUGCUCGCUAUGGUAACAAAGGAGCUGGAAAACCCUCAUAUUUGUCACAAAGAAUCAUGGAAGAAGUAAUUUUGAUGCUAUCAUCUGAAGUAACAAAAUUAAUUCUGAUAUCAAUUUCUAACGCAAAAUACUUUUCGAUAAUUGUGGACUCCACUCCGGACGUAUCUCACAUUGAUCCACUAACAUUUGUACUAAGAUAUAUCGAAGAUGGAGAGCCGGUGGAAAGAUUUAUCACUUUUACACCAACAAAGUCUCAUAAAAGCGAAUCUUUGACAACUGCUAUCAUUGAAACAUUGAGCUCGUUAAAUCUGGAUAUUAAAUAUUGUUGCGGUCAAUCUUAUGACAAUGCGUCAAACAUGUCUGGAAAAUAUUCUGGAGUUCAGGCAAGAAUAAAAGAAAUUAACAAAUGUGCCCUUUAUGUUCCCUGCACAAGCCAUUCCUUAAAUUUAGUGGGAAAUGCUGCAGGCCAAUGCUGA
Molecule: messenger RNA, 1446 nt
Organism: Rhopilema esculentum
Lineage: Eukaryota; Metazoa; Cnidaria; Scyphozoa; Rhizostomeae; Rhizostomatidae
Product: zinc finger MYM-type protein 1
Source: RefSeq, a predicted model, not a curated record